AUUUUCUCAUAAUAUUCCCCCACUUCAUUUCUCUCUUCUUCUCGCACCUUUCCCACAACUCUAACACACACCUCAACUACGAUGUCGAUGGCCGCCACCUCCACCGCCAUCCUCCGCCCCACCCCUUUUCUCGGCCAAAACAGAGCCCCUUCCAAUAACUCCCUCAGAGAUGUCGUCGCCAUGGGAACUCCAAAAUACACCAUGGGAAAUGAACUGUGGUAUGGACCAGACAGAGUCAAGUACUUGGGGCCGUUUUCCGCUCAGACUCCCUCCUACUUGAACGGAGAGUUCCCCGGCGAUUAUGGAUGGGACACUGCUGGGUUGUCCGCCGAUCCCGAGGCCUUCGCCAAGAACAGAGCUCUUGAGGUAAUCCACGGGAGGUGGGCGAUGUUGGGAGCCUUCGGGUGCAUAACACCAGAGGUGCUAGAAAAAUGGUUGAAAGUGGACUUCAAGGAGCCAGUCUGGUUCAAGGCCGGAGCCCAGAUCUUCUCAGAAGGGGGGCUCGACUACUUGGGGAACCCCAACCUGGUGCACGCCCAGAGCAUCCUAGCCGUUUUGGGUUUCCAAGUGGUCCUAAUGGGGCUGGUUGAAGGGUUCCGCAUCAACGGGCUGGACGGCGUGGGCGAAGGCAACGACCUGUACCCGGGGGGUCAGUACUUCGACCCACUCGGACUGGCCGACGACCCCGUCACCUUCGCCGAGCUGAAGGUGAAGGAGAUCAAGAACGGGCGGCUGGCCAUGUUCUCCAUGUUCGGGUUCUUUGUCCAGGCCAUCGUGACUGGGAAAGGCCCCCUCGAGAACCUUCUGGACCAUCUCGAUAACCCUGUGGCCAACAAUGCUUGGGUUUACGCCACCAAGUUUGCCCCUGGCUCAUAAUUAAGCGAUGUGUGGUGGGUUUGGUCGAUCAGAAGGCUGUGGAUGUGAUUAUUAUUAGAAGUUAGAAGGCUGAGUAAUGGAUUUAUGGAAUGAUUAUUCUUAAUCUUAUUUACAUCAUUUAAUUUAGAUCGAAUCGGUUAUCACAA
Messenger RNA from Cucurbita moschata (crookneck pumpkin), 1022 nucleotides. Its product is annotated as chlorophyll a-b binding protein 3, chloroplastic-like. Lineage: Eukaryota; Viridiplantae; Streptophyta; Magnoliopsida; Cucurbitales; Cucurbitaceae. The transcript has 3 exons. Gene Ontology annotation, cellular component: chloroplast thylakoid membrane; chloroplast envelope; plastoglobule. The coding region runs from base 82 to 876 and encodes 264 amino acids. The record is from RefSeq and is a predicted model, not a curated record. Gene Ontology annotation, biological process: response to light stimulus; photosynthesis, light harvesting in photosystem I.